Selaginella moellendorffii is the source of this 983-nucleotide messenger RNA. RefSeq names its product voltage-gated hydrogen channel 1. Gene Ontology annotation, biological process: proton transmembrane transport. The coding region runs from base 24 to 839 and encodes 271 amino acids. Gene Ontology annotation, cellular component: plasma membrane. The record is from RefSeq and is a predicted model, not a curated record. Lineage: Eukaryota; Viridiplantae; Streptophyta; Lycopodiopsida; Selaginellales; Selaginellaceae. The transcript has a single exon. Gene Ontology annotation, molecular function: voltage-gated proton channel activity.
ACUAGGUGGUCCAUUUUCACGCUAUGGAGGAGUGGAAGCAUCGCCUCCUUCCCAAGGAGGAGAAUGCGGACAUGGAGGAGCGCGAGAAUGACAUGGCUCAGCUGCGCCAAUCCAUCGAUCGCGUCUCGAUGCUGCUCAAGGCGCGCAAGGCCGGGCAGAAUUGGCGCUCCAAAUCAUCCACCCUAGGAUCGUCACGCCCCAGCGGCGAUGACCACGAGUCCCAGCGCCAUUCUUCCUCGAAUUCCUUCUCCUCCUGGCGCCAUAAUCUGCGCGACGCGCUCGAAUCCACGCCGGCGCACGUCACGAUCGUGGCGCUGCUGCUCAUCGAUCUCCUGGCCACGGCCGUGGAUCUGCUGCUCACGAUCCACAACACCUCCGCCGACCUCCGCGAGUGCUCCGCCUCGGUCCGGGCGUGCCAGUGCGAUCCCACCGGAUUCAGCAGCGGCCGCGAGCCGUGGGAGUUCUUGCACUGGAUCAGCGUGGGCAUCCUGGGCGUCUUGAUGCUCAACGUGAUAGGGUUGAUGGUCGCGUUUGGGGCAUCGUUCUUCAAGCACGCCGGCUACGUGCUGGAUCUGUUCGUGGUCACCAGCGCGCUGGUGCUGGAGGUGUUCUUCGAGGCGGACACGGCAGGGCUGCUCAUCAUCCUCAACCUGUGGCGGAUCGUGCGCGUGGCGCACGGGAUCUUCGAGGUGACCGACGAGGCGUGGGAGAAUGAGAUCGAGGACAUGAAGGAGCGGAUCGAGGGCGCGGAGGAGCGAUUCAAUCGGGAAUGCGGCGCCAGGGAUCGCCGGAUCCAGCAGCUCGAGGCGCAGCUCGCCGCCGCCAAGGCUCAAAACUAGACGACGUGUUGUGACACGUCGUGCUGACGUGUAUGACACGCGUGUCAGCAUGCUGACUUGGUACAUCCCAUGUGUUUGCCGACGUGGUAAUUGUUUUCAUUUAUUUACUUCCAAAAGACAAACAAUAAGGAAGCUCUGUUUUCA